Molecule: messenger RNA, 1412 nt
Organism: Stomoxys calcitrans (stable fly)
Lineage: Eukaryota; Metazoa; Arthropoda; Insecta; Diptera; Muscidae
Product: odorant receptor 4
Exons: 6
Coding region: 6-1244 (412 amino acids)
Biological process (GO): detection of chemical stimulus involved in sensory perception of smell; sensory perception of smell
Cellular component (GO): plasma membrane
Molecular function (GO): olfactory receptor activity; odorant binding
Source: RefSeq, a predicted model, not a curated record
UCGCGAUGGCUAACUUAAAACAAUCUGUAAGGGAGAUGUUUGCCUCAAACAUUCAGGAAGGUGAAAUCGGCUCGGUAAAGUUGAAUCUAUGGCUGGCGCAAAUAACUGGAGUUCCCAUAAUCGGUCUCAAGGAAGAAUCAUUUUGGGUUAAGACGUUUAUACUUAUGUAUGGAAUUUUUACCACUGCAGUGGUGACCUUCAUCUAUACUGGCUUUGAAAUUUAUGAUUUGGUCUUGAAUUGGAGUGAUUUGGAUAGUUUAACUCAAAAUACAUGUUUAUCUUUGACCCAUAUCGCUGGGGCGCUUAAGGCCAUAAAUUUAAUCGCUCGUUUACCUGAUCUGCAAAAAGUCUUGCAACAGUUGAAAUAUGUCACUAAAACUUAUAUCAAAUCCGAAAAGCAACUGAAGGCAUUCCUUGAUGGUGAAUUGGAGAAUAAGCUGGUUUUGAGUAUUUACAUGGGCCUAGUUGGUUUUACAGGAUGCCUCGGGAUGGUCAUGUUGUAUGUCAAUCCCGAAGCAGUUGCUGGUAAGAUAUUUCCCUAUAGAGUCGUAUUGCCCGCAUGGAUGCCCCAACAGUUACAGCUGCUAUACAUGGGUCUAAGUGUCAUUGUGUUUGCCAUACAAAUCAUUGCUGUGGAUUAUUUGAAUGUAACGAUCAUAAAUCAAAUUCGUUUUCAAUUGAAUGUCCUAAAUUUGGCCUUUGAUGAUCUCAUGGUGGAGAUACAACCAAAUUCGGCUGGACAGGACGCGGGGAGUUUGGUGCUGUACAAAUAUGAUCCCAUGGAGAGAUUGAAGUCCAUAAUCGAACAUCAUGGUCUGUUGAGGGAAUUACGUCAAGACACCGAGGAUAUUUUUAGUCAACCCAUAUUGUGGCAGUUCAUGACAUCCGUUAUCAUAUUCGCCAUGACCGGUUUUCAGGCCACCGUACGUACUGGCGGCAGCAGUGCGGCUGUACUGAUUUAUGCCUAUUGUGGUUGUAUCUUUUGUGAACUUUUUGUGUACUGUUGGUUUGGCAAUGAGGUUUUUGAGCAGAGUAAAACACUAGCCACUAGCGGUUUUAAUUCUUCGUGGUAUCUCUUCGAUCGCCGCUAUAGAACAUCUCUCUUAAUAUUUCUCACCAAUGCCCAGAGACCAUUCAUAUUUACAGCUGGUGGUUUUAUGGGGCUCUCUUUGCCCAGUUUCGCUGGUAUACUAAGUAAAUCGUACUCUUACAUUGCUUUGCUUCGUCAAAUUUACGGAGACUGAAGAGAAUUUUGUAAUUUAGUACAUACUCGUAUUGUCGGCACUAAGUAUGUGUGUUUACUCUUGUUCGCUGCGAUUUGGCCAUUAAGCACUUAAUGCUGUUUUAUUUAAAAUACAAACAAAAAAUUAUAAAUAAUUGUGAGCAAAAAUAAAGAUAAAUCGAAUGAUUCA